This is a messenger RNA of Lentinula edodes (shiitake mushroom), 1775 nucleotides long. Its product is annotated as cellulase CEL7A. Gene Ontology annotation, cellular component: extracellular region. Lineage: Eukaryota; Fungi; Basidiomycota; Agaricomycetes; Agaricales; Omphalotaceae. The record is from RefSeq and is a predicted model, not a curated record. Gene Ontology annotation, molecular function: hydrolase activity, hydrolyzing O-glycosyl compounds; cellulose binding. The coding region runs from base 85 to 1650 and encodes 521 amino acids. The transcript is spliced from 8 exons. Gene Ontology annotation, biological process: carbohydrate metabolic process.
GAUCUAUGUCCAUGUAGUAUAUAAGAAAGUACUGUCCAUGAAAAUGUUCCUCAUCGGUCCUCAACAACUGUCUUGGCUUUCACAAUGUUCCGCUCUGCAGCUCUUAUCUCCUUCACUUUCCUCGCCGUUGCGUAUGGCCAACAAGCCGGAACACUAACGACGGAAACUCAUCCGCCUCUUACCUGGCAGCAAUGUACGGCCUCUGGUAGUUGCACCACUCAAAAUUCCGCGGUCGUGCUUGAUGCCAACUGGCGCUGGCUUCAUGACGUCAACUCGGCGACUAACUGUUACACCGGAAAUACCUGGGAUGCAACACUCUGUCCUGAUCCGACUACUUGCGCUGCGAAUUGCGCUCUUGAUGGUGGAGAUUACUCUGGCACUUACGGUGUCACUACCAGCGGAAGUGCUCUCACUCUCAAGUUUGUCACUCAGUCUGCUCAAAAGAACGUCGGUUCUCGCCUCUACCUAAUGGCCCCCGGAAGCACCACCGAGUACCAACAGUUCAAACUUGUCAACCAGGAGUUCACAUUCGACGUUGACGUCUCUCAGCUUCCUUGCGGUCUCAACGGUGCAGUCUAUUUCUCCCAAAUGGACGCAGAUGGUGGUGUGUCCCGUUUCCCGACCAACAAGGCUGGAGCCAAUUUCGGAACUGGAUACUGCGACUCUCAGUGCCCCCAUGACAUCAAAUUCAUUGAUGGACUGGCUAACAUUGACGACUGGACUCCCGCUAGUAACAGUCCCAACACAGGAACUGGAUCAACGGGAAGCUGUUGUGCGGAGAUGGAUAUCUGGGAAGCCAAUUCCAUCAGUGCAGCUGUCACCCCUCAUCCUUGCACGGUCACUGAACAGACCUCUUGCACUGGUACCACCUGCUCUUCUCCCAACUCUACCGCCGGAGUUUGUGAUCAGGCUGGAUGCGACUUCAACUCUUACCGUCUUGGAGACACCACUUUCUACGGGCCAGGAAUGACUGUCGACACCACGAAGCCCUUCACCGUUGUUACCCAAUUCGUCUCCUCCAACAACGAGACCACCGGUACACUUUCUGCAAUUCGUCGUCUGUAUGUUCAAAAUGGCGUCGUCAUCCAAAACUCUGAAACAAACAUUCCUGGAAUCACUACCACCAACGAGAUCACUGCUGACUUUUGUGAAGAGCAAAAGACCGCUUUUGGCGAUACCGAUACCUUUGACCAAAAGGGUGGACUUACCGGAAUGGGAACCUCUUUGGCUGACGGCAUGACCUUGGUCCUUAGUAUCUGGGACGAUUACGCUGUGAACAUGCUGUGGUUAGACAGCACCUACCCCACCGAUGGUACCUCUCCCGGAGACUUCCGUGGUUCUUGCGCAACGAGCUCUGGUGUCCCAGCAACUGUCGAGGCCCAAUCCCCCAAUGCCCAAGUCAUCUACUCCAACAUUAAGGUCGGUCCCAUUGGUUCCACGUUUAGUUCUACGGGUUCUACGGGAACUGGAACGGGAACUGGGAGCGGGUCCUCCAGUACUUCCUCUGCUACAUCCACUAGCAGCGCUCCUGGCGCUACACAAUCUGUAUACGGUCAAUGUGGCGGUACCGGGUACAGUGGGCCAACAAUAUGCGCGUCUGGUUCUACUUGCACAGAGUCUAGCGUCUAUUACAGCCAAUGUUUGCCUUGAGUCAUUUCAUGUAAUACCCGAAGCGGGCAUUUUAUGAGGUGUUAAUAAAGGGUCGAUCAAUACAAGGAUAAAUAUUUUCCGUGUAAUACUACAAAAUACCCAAUUGAAAUGCGUUUUGACUUCCA